Molecule: messenger RNA, 1332 nt
Organism: Penicillium pulvis
Lineage: Eukaryota; Fungi; Ascomycota; Eurotiomycetes; Eurotiales; Aspergillaceae
Exons: 1
Coding region: 1-1332 (443 amino acids)
Biological process (GO): carbohydrate metabolic process
Molecular function (GO): polygalacturonase activity
Source: RefSeq, a predicted model, not a curated record
AUGCGAUUGUGGUCUUUUCUCGGCACGGCCAGCGCGCUGGCCACUCUGGGAGCUACAUAUGUUGUCCAUGAAGAAGGGAACAUCUGUCGUCUUUAUCCUGAGUCGCUCAAGUAUAAUGGAUCACCCGUUGACGAUACGCCCUACAUUCAUAAAGCUUUCGAGACUUGUGGAUCUAAUGGUCAUAUUGUCUUCUCCAACUAUACAUUUAACAUCAACUCGGUUCUCAAUACAACAAACUUGGUAAAUUGCGAUGUGUCGCUACAAGGCGAGCUGCUCUUUUCCGAUGAUAUUCCAUACUGGCUCAACCACUCUUAUUCUGUGGUGUUCCAGAACCAAUCCACCGCCUGGUUAUUUGGCGGAACCAACGUCACUUUACGCGGCGAGGGUGGCUGGUAUAAUGGAAAUGGCCAGGCGUGGUACACAGAGAACCGCAAUCAAAGCAAUCAGCCAGGGCGGCCUAUCAGCAUGACAUUCAUCAACUCUCAAAAUCUGCUUGUGGAAGGUCUACGCAUCAUUCAGCCACAAUUUUGGGCUACAUUCGUGUCAUACAGCAAAAACGUUUCAAUCACGAAUCUUUAUGUGAAUGCCACGAGUAAUGAUGAAUGGGGCACUGUCAACACCGAUGGCUACGAUUCUUGGAAUAGUGACACAUUACUCGUCGAAAAUGCCGUCAUCACCAAUCAAGAUGAUUGUGUGGCCGCUAAGGGGAAUACCACGAAUUUGUUGGUCCGAAACGUCACUUGUUAUGGGAACUACGGCAUGACCAUUGGAUCUGUGGGGCAAUACCCUACAAUGCCCGAUUAUGUCCAGAACGUCACCUUUGAAGACAUCCGAUGUGUGAACUGUAUGGAGGGGGCCUUUAUCAAGACAUGGCAAGGUGAAUCCGAUGAUUGUAGUUCCAAUGGUGAUAGUGGAGGUGGCGGCAGUGGUCUCAUCAAGAACGUCACCUACCGGAACUUUGAGUUGACCAACGUUGCUUUGCCUAUUCAAAUCUCUCAGUGCAUUUACUCUGAGAGCGGGCAAAGCUGUAAUACAUCCAAGAUGGCUAUUGAAGAUAUCACAUGGUCCAAUAUUAAGGGAACGUCUCGGUACAAUAUUGCAGCGUCGAUCUAUUGCUCCGAUGUACACCCUUGUCCGGGAAUCAAGUUUGAGGGCAUCAAUCUUCAAUCUAUGAACAGUACUUUGGGAUUGCCGCUUUAUGACACAGAUAUCCAGCAUGAGGUCUAUCAGUGUACAAACAUCAUCGAUGUGGAUGACUCUGGGGUCCCUUGCAAUCAUAUUGCCCCGGACAAUUAUGGCCAGACGGUAACUUCCAAUGUGAAAAACGACUAG